GGAAUCGAAUGCAGCGUUACAUCUCGCGAUAACUCACGUCCCGCGGGAACUCUCACCCCCUCUUUCGCAAGCGGCCUCCAAGAUGGCGGAUCAAGGCGACCAGAAGAAGAAGCGCACCUUCCGCAAGUACACGUACCGCGGCGUGGACUUGGACCAGCUGCUGGACAUGUCCAAUGAGCAGCUGAUGCAGAUGUUCAGUGCACGCCAGCGGCGACGGUACAACCGCGGGCUGCGCCGGAAGCAGCUGUCUCUGCUGAAGCGCCUGCGCAAGGCGAAGAAGGACGCGCCACCGCUGGAGAAGCCGGAGGUGGUGAAGACGCAUCUGCGUGACAUGGUCAUCAUCCCCGAGAUGGUGGGCAGCAUGGUGGGCGUGUACAACGGCAAGACCUUCAACCAGGUCGAAGUCAAGCCCGAGAUGAUUGGCCACUACCUGGGCGAGUUCUCCAUCACCUACAAGCCCGUGAAGCACGGUCGGCCCGGUAUCGGUGCCACCCACUCUUCCCGUUUUAUCCCGCUGAAGUAAAAUCUCUGUGCACAUGCCUUGAUUUUGUUCAGAAUCAAUACAAAAUAAAAAAAAAUCCCAGUA
This is a messenger RNA of Lethenteron reissneri (Far Eastern brook lamprey), 586 nucleotides long. RefSeq names its product ribosomal protein S15 (gene RPS15). The record is from RefSeq and is a predicted model, not a curated record. NCBI's taxonomy places the organism in Eukaryota, Metazoa, Chordata, Hyperoartia, Petromyzontiformes, Petromyzontidae. Gene Ontology annotation, biological process: ribosomal small subunit assembly; translation. Gene Ontology annotation, cellular component: cytosolic small ribosomal subunit; ribosome. Gene Ontology annotation, molecular function: RNA binding; structural constituent of ribosome.